Dinoponera quadriceps is the source of this 6088-nucleotide messenger RNA. It is a transcript of the gene ltl, whose product is annotated as leucine-rich repeats and immunoglobulin-like domains protein 1. Lineage: Eukaryota; Metazoa; Arthropoda; Insecta; Hymenoptera; Formicidae. The record is from RefSeq and is a predicted model, not a curated record. Gene Ontology annotation, molecular function: protein binding. The transcript has 7 exons. The coding region runs from base 2181 to 4157 and encodes 658 amino acids. Gene Ontology annotation, cellular component: extracellular matrix.
UAUAAAUAUAAUAAAUUAUAAAUUAACGUCCAAUCGAUGUUAAGUGGCGUGAUUUCAAACAGCAAGAAAUGUGUAAAAAACGCUUCAGGUAAAAUAACAUGGAUUUGCAUUCUCUCUCUCUCUCUCCCUCUCCCUCUUCCUCUCCGUACGCGAGGAAUCGAAAAUUUAACUCGACGAAAUGAUACCGGUUUCUGUCCCCCUCACCCAAUCGAAAAGCGACGAAAAAGGAAGGUGUCUUCGCGACAAAAGCUACCGGGCUACCUGAGGCACCCGUUUUUGUAUAAAUCACUCGUCGAAAACGCGCUUGGCCGUGCGCGCGCGCACGCCCACGUGCGAGAGAGAAAGAGAGAGAGAGAGAGAGACUCGCUCGAACUUACGACGUCGUUCUUUAUAAUCGUCGUCGAUGAUGAAUCGGUCGAGUCGCAAGCCCGACGACGACGAUAACAACGAAUAUAUCUCUCGGACCGCUCCGUACAGACCAGCAUUCCAGAGAAAUUCGUGUAUCUCCCUCCGUGCACUCCUCGAGCGAGCGACCGCAUUUACGCGCCGGCUCUCGCCCUGGAGCACGACGAGAAAAUGAAAUCGUCGGCAACACCUGUCGAAAUUCUCGACGAUUAGCGGUUUGACGCGUUUUCCCACGUCAAUGGAGAAUAUCGGGCGAGAUCCGCGCGCUUUCGACACGAUUUCAUACGUGCGAGGUAUAACGAGAUAUAACUCGAAGAUUAUGACCUUAAUGCUCUUUUCGAUCCGAAACCUUCGAUCAUUUCAAAAGGAAAUCCAAGUCUUUGGACAAUUCGAGUAUGUCAGGUUCCCUAUGUUCUCUCUCUCUCUCUCUCUCUUUCUGCCGCGCGAUUCCGGGGAUUCACGGAACUGUCUCUCAUACAGAAGAAGUAUUUUUCGCGUAUCGAUUUGAUUCAAGUUUACAACUUACGACUAGUCGAGCGGAUAGACGAAAGGACGAGGAGACCGAGGGAGACGCGGCCGUUAUCGCUACGAAACGUCGGUGGAGGAGUAGCGUUUACGGCCCGGUCAGCAGCCGGGGACCAAUGGCGAUGGAAGAGGAAAGAAGGCUAGUAGGGAGAGAGAAAAAGAGAGAGAGAGAGAGAGAGAGAAUGGAAAAGAGAGCACGAGAGAAUUAUCUGUCGUAUUUUCUUUCAUACGUCGCGCACCGUGCGAAGCGGUUAAGCAAAGGUCAAAAGUUGAGCAAUCGGUCCACUCUUAUCGGUGCAAACACCGCCUGCCGUCGUGUGCAACGCGACGCGAUGGACGACGAAGGAGGACAGAGCGAAGGAGAAAAAGCGAGAGAAAGAGGGAGAGGGAGGUUGAUGAAUCUUCCGCUUGUAGUGUCUGCUGAAACUCGGUCCCCGCGCUUUUCGUCCUCCUUCGGCCAGACCUCACGCUCGCGCCUCGAGACUUCCGCGAUAAUCGGAUAAGCGAUUAAAACGAGGUAAACAUCGACGCGGGGGGACCAGGGGUCGGGUGAGCGUCCACGGCGAGGGAGAGAAAGAGAGAGAGAGAAAAGUGCUCCGUUGGUAGGUAGGUAGGUUCACGAGAUGAAGAAGAGAAAGGGGGACGAGGGAACGAGAAUACGCACAGUGGGGUGUGAUGGGGGAGCGAGGAGCGACUUCAGGCCGUAAGAAAAAGAAGACGAGCUACGCGUAACGUACGACGGGGAGUCGUGCCUGCCGAAGGCGCGCGGCGCCACGGUACCCCCGACGCGACGUUGCGACUAUAAGUAAGUCUCGCGCGGCGCGCCGCGGCUUAAUGCCGUUGCCGCGUCCGUGGCGCCAAGAGGAAGGCCCAUUAACGACGAUAAGCCCCUUUCGCGCCCGAUACGUACAAGAAGAGUAGAGAGAGAGAGGGGGAGGCGGUGAACUUAUAUUCCGUAGGAUGGUGUGGAUCAGCAACAGUGCAGAUAACACGUGGCUGUCAGUCGCUGGCCGAGCGCGCGCGCUUCUCCGCCGCCGUGUCAGUUCCCGCCAGUGAUCAGUGUGUGUCGGUCUAUAAUUCGGCGGCGCAUUAUGCGACAUCGCAUCGUCGCGUAGUCGCGGAGAUUUCGGCGGCGUAACGAGGAGGAAGUGUGGUGGAGGGUGCGCGCGAACCCCCUAGUGCCGGCCGUCGCGAUAACACACCCGAUAAUCGCGUGGAUCGCUCUCUCCGAGCGGUUACCCCGGCGUCGAAUGACGGCUAUGUCCGGUGUAGUCUACACUCUGCUGAGCCUCACGGCCAGCCUCCACUGCAGCGUGCGCCCCGACAUCAACCCGUGCACCUGCCGGCAGGAGGAGUAUGCCAGUCCCGUUAUCAACUCGGUGCAGCCGAUCGCCGCGACCGCCAACGCGAACAACAAUGCCGCGAUCGGAGGUAGCGGCGGCGGCGGAAGUGCCAGCCACCACCGGGAACGUAUCGAGGUGUGGUGCGAGAGGAUGAAGUCGUUCAACAGUGUGUCCGUGGCGCUAAAGAGCAAGUUCACCUCCGAGCAGCAGAUCACCCUGCGGCUGACGCACUCGAGUCUGCGGGAUAUAUCGCAGCACGACUUCAAGGAGCUCAACAUGUCCAUCACCCGGCUGUACCUGAACCACGACAAUCUGGGGCUCGUGGACGGCGACGUUUUCGCCGGUAUGGAUCGGACGCAGUACCUGAGCCUCGCGGACAACGAGGUACCGUCGAUACCGAGGCACAUCUUAUCGCACAUGUCACUCCUGAGGACCCUGGAUCUCAGCAGGAACCGGAUCAGCCGCAUCGAUUCGGACGACUUCAAGUACAACCCGAUGCUGCAGCAUUUGUCUAUGGCGGGGAACGCGAUCACCGAGAUGGCCCCGGGCUCGUUGCCGCCGCUGGUGAAGCACUUGCACGUCGGCAGAAAUCAUCUGAACAGCCUGAAUCGCACUCUGAGAGAUCUGAAUCAACUCGAGUGGUUGUUCAUUAAUUCUAACGAGCUCACGUCACUCGACGGCGAGCUACCGUCCUCCGGGCACAAUCUCAAGAUGCUUUACGCCGUGGAUAACAAGUUGACGCAUCUGCCGGCCGAGUUCCGUUACCUCCAUCGUCUGGAGAGCCUCUUCCUCCAGCACAACAAGAUUCGAAAUCUCGACGGCACUCUGCAGAAGGCGAGGCGCCUCAAGUUCUUGGAGCUCUCGUACAACGAGCUGCAAGAGUUGAACGCGGACGAUUUCAUAGAAGCCGAGAUGUUGGAGGACCUCGAGCUCGGGCACAACUCCCUGAAGUCGCUCGGCGGCGCGGACGGCGACGGGAACGGCAGCAGCGCCCUUUACCCCCUCAGGUCGCUCAAGUGCCUGAACCUGACGCAUAACGAGCUACGCGAGUUCUCCCUGACGUCCCUGCGCGGUCUGCGCGAGCUCAGGAUGUUCGACCUGUCGAACAACCGGAUCGCCAGACUGCACAGGGGUAGGCUCUCCUCGGAGGUAGGUACCUUGCUCAUUGGAGGAAGAGGCGCCGGACGAACGCUCGUCUCUUCUCUGUCGCAGAAUCUCGUGGAAGAGGAGGGCGAGGAGAUCGCAGGCGGCAACAUCCAGGACAUGUGCCUGCAGCAUAACGAGCUGCGCAGCUUGGACGGCUCGGUGUUCCUCGGCAUGAAGGAACUGCAGAGGCUCAACCUCAGCCACAACGCGCUCGGCCCCACGAUCGGACCCCGCGAUCUCCACGGGCUCGACGGACUGCGCGUGCUCGAUAUCUCGCACAAUCAACUCACCACGCUUGAGGACACCUCGGAGACGUGGCUGCCAUCCUUGGAGGAGCUGAAUGCGUCGCACAAUCGCUUGGUCACGUUAUCCGGCCGCGACUUUCGUGGUUUCCCGGUGCUCUGUUGGGCCGACGUCAGCAUGAAUCAGAUACGCACCCUCAUGCCGGAGCUGGUGGCCAAUACGCGGUGCACGAUUCACGGGGUCUCCGACGUGCUACGUAUAUACCUUCAAGAUAAUCCCGUGCUGUGCGACGCCGGCCUGGCCGAUCUGACCGUCGCGCUCGAAGUAAAUCACGCCAAGGUUUAUGGGGUCGGCAACGAUUGCCCAACCACGACGACGUCGGCGCCGAUGGUCGAGCUGACGUCGGCGAUGCCGCCGGCGCCGUUGCCGCCGACGCUGCUGUUGGCCGCGGCCGCAUCUGGCGGCAACGUGUCCUUCGCCGCCACCCUCGAGUAGGGGGUCGCGCGUCGCGACCCCCCCGGUGGUGGUCGCGCGCGGAAUCAGAGAGAAGGAAGCAGCGGAAGUAGAACGGACGCGAGGUUGGAACCUCUCCAGGGAAGCUUGCGGGGCUCGUUCGUCCGUCCGCUCUCGCGCGAGGAUACGGCGGGGGGAAAUGGUUGUCGAAAGAAGAAUAUCCACCAAAGUGCGAGCGCGACACGUCGUCUCUCCAGCGACACCCACGCUAGUAUCGUAUCGCGUGUAUAUCGUGCGUGAAUGUACCAAGGGCUCGAUACUCCGCGCAUUGUAGCGAACUCGGGAGUUCCGCUCGCGUUCGGCGAGGCCCUUGCGCGCUUCUUUAUACAUUGUAAAUAGUCUCUAUCAGCGGAAAGUCCCAUUCUCGCGCAUAGGCUGGUUAAGCCGUCUUUGAUUUAGCGUUCUUUCUCGUCACACGCGCGUAUAAACAGUGGAUCGCGCGAAACGUCGCUUGAAUUCACGAGCGUGUCGACGAAUUCCUCGGAUUUCCCGGCGGUCGCGUGCGGAGGAGAGAGAUGUUUCAUCGUGUGCGAAUAAUUCGCCGAGCGGGGAUUUCGAUCGAAUUCCUCCGUGCGGUCCGUGUGUAUAUGUAAAUUGAUUCCCCGGCGGGUCAAUGGAGCAAAUGAAAUCUGUUAACUUAUGCCAUGUGGCACGGGCAGAUUGGCAGUGGGCGAUCAAUUGACUCCUCCGUUAACUCGUGCCAAUAGGGACGAAUUGUUAUCAGCGUGCCUCCGCGCAUACAUAAUAGAUCGGCCCGUUUCUGUGCGCGAGCGAGAAGACCCGUGCAGGUGUGAACGCGCGAUGAUUAUAUUCGCGGGAAGAGGCGGCGUGCGCGCGCGAGAAAGAGACGUCGCUCUCCACGAAUUGAGGAUCCCGUAACGUUAUUAAUCCGCACUAACCGCUGAUCGUCGAUCUAUAAAAUCCACGGGGUCGCGAAGUAACUUCUUCCGCCCGGUUCUCGUUAACGCUAGAACCGCGGCUGGGUCAUUUCCGACCUAUUUGUACAUUCCUUUCUCCCAAUUUCUUUGAAUUUCCACCAUUGGGAAGCUUUCUUCAUCGUAAGACGAUUAAACGAAGUUGGAGAAAGUCCACGAAUAAUUAUGAAAAAAAAAAAGAGAGAUGGGUCAAAAGAGUGACCUAUCCGUGGUUCCAGGAGGGAAGGAAUUGCCGCGGUUCUGGUGUUAAACGUACACAUAUUGCAGAAAGGCAGCCAAUAGUACGACUGCUAGCUUAAUUAGCUAGAACUCAGAAUCAAAAUAAUUUAUCUGUUAAGUAUUUUAACAAUGGAGGGGAAAGCCCUGCGUCGUGGACAUCGCGAAAGCCGCGGAGGAAGUAUUACGAUGAUACUGGCGAACGGCGCGAGUAUCCGCUCGCAUUACGGAACACAUACACAUCGCCGAAGACGAUCGAAAACGUCAGUUAGAAAAUUUCACACGUCGUGUUGGUCUUACUUGUAAGUGAAUCUCUCGCGAUGUCUGCUAGCGCUAUUACGUAUGAUAGGUACCAUUUAUACAUAUGUAUAUGUAUAUAUAUAUAUAUAUAUAUAUAUAUAUAUAUAUAUACUUAUAAAAAGACAAAGCAGAGACCUGUUUAUAAUUUUAGCAUCUAAGUUAUUUAUCCGCACUGUGAUUCGCAAAUUGGUCCCCUCUUCUCCGGUUAUCUUUACGUCGGACAAUCGCAAACGACUCUUGUAACGGAAACGACACAGAUUAGAGGAAAAAAAAGUGAAAAGGAAGAAAAAAAAAUAUAUAUAUAUAUCGUUGUAUCAACGGAACAACGAACAGCACGAUCGAGUGAAACCGUUGCCGAUAUUUAGACAACGACGUGUGUGUGGUAUGUUACAUAUCUUAUAUGUAUAACUUUUACUGUAGCAUAGACGUCUUAACUUUUAUUAAUAAAGACUACUCUCGCAA